Molecule: messenger RNA, 972 nt
Organism: Penaeus monodon (black tiger shrimp)
Lineage: Eukaryota; Metazoa; Arthropoda; Malacostraca; Decapoda; Penaeidae
Product: steroidogenic factor 1-like
Exons: 7
Coding region: 1-972 (323 amino acids)
Biological process (GO): cell differentiation; regulation of transcription by RNA polymerase II; anatomical structure development
Molecular function (GO): RNA polymerase II cis-regulatory region sequence-specific DNA binding; nuclear receptor activity; zinc ion binding
Source: RefSeq, a predicted model, not a curated record
AUGAGAAACGCCGUUCCAUGUGCCUUCACGGUAAGCAAUGUAAUAAGACAAGGUGGUCUGAUAUCCCCCGUUUUGUUUAAUGUGUACACCGACUCUCUUAGCGUGCACUUGCUCAGAGCAAAGAUUGGUUGUCACAUUGCAGGGAAAUGCAUUAAUCAUAUUGCAUACACAGACGGCAUUGUAUUCCUGGCCCCUUCCGCUAAGUUGGCAGAUAACCAAGGGACAGUGUCAGCGUCUCUGCUCUGUCGCUCGAUAGUCGCGAGACCGUAUCUCAACUGCCUCGUAACACCUAAGUAUGAUACGUUGUUGUGCGACAGAAGGACCCUCCCCGUGCCUGUGCUGUGCCAGGUGUGCGGCGACAAAUCCUACGGGAAGCACUACGGCGUCUUCUGCUGCGACGGCUGCUCCUGCUUCUUCAAACGCUCCAUCAGGAAGGGCGUGAACUACUCCUGCAUCUCCGGGAAGGGCGAGUGCAUCGUGGACAAGGCGAGACGCAACUGGUGCCCGCACUGCCGCCUCAAGAAGUGCCUCGCCGUCAGCAUGAACACGGAAGCCGUGCAGGAGGAGAGGGGCCCCAGGAAGCCAAAGAUCAAGACGGCGUCCAGCGGACACUCCCCUUCGUCAGGAGACUCGAGGUCCCCCGGCGAGUGUGGCGUCCCUCCCCAGCCUCCACCCCUCACCGUGCCCGCUUCCUUCCUGCCCCCUCCGCCGCCCAUGAUACCCGCCUCCAAGAUGUCGGCCGCGCUGCCGCCCUCGUCCGUGUCCUGUGGGAUCGCGCCGUCGCUGGCCAGACACCUCGGCCUACCGGAGAACCCCUGGUCCCUGGCAUCACUCCUCACCUCCAACACCUUCCUGCGCCGUCAGGCCGAGCCUCCACGACAAGGACGCGUCUGGUGGGUCGAGUUGAUUGCACAGCAGAUAGGAUUAACAUUGGGAAUGGUGUAUGGAAUAUCACUGGAAACAAGAGCAUAG